Messenger RNA from Osmia lignaria (orchard mason bee), 1637 nucleotides. RefSeq lists its product as uncharacterized. The record is from RefSeq and is a predicted model, not a curated record. Gene Ontology annotation, cellular component: nucleus. Lineage: Eukaryota; Metazoa; Arthropoda; Insecta; Hymenoptera; Megachilidae.
CAAAGAGGAAUAAAAUUAGCCUUCGAAAACAACGGCAUUUCUAGUCUUGUUGGAUCUGUAGUCUCUGCCUAUCUUCAUCUUGGGGUGUCUGAAACCCUAUGGAUAUUAAUCCCUCGAAAACAAAGAUAUGUCAAGUCUUUUGUAUCUGUAGUCACUGUUAUAACUUGCUGUUUUCAAAUUUAUAUGUAAGUAAUUUUAGAAUAACAUUACAGUAAAAAAAUAUAAACUCCAAAAUGAAUGGUGUUAAAACAAUAACGCUUAAAUUAUUAAGAACAUAUGGUACUAAAUCUACAUUCGAAUCUGCUGGAAUCCGAAAGAAGGUAGAAUUAAUAAAAGAAGAAAGACAUUCUAGAAUCAAUUUUGAAGAUUUUGGUGAAAAUGACCCUGAAAUAUAUGAGUCUGAGUUUGAAGAGGUAGCUGAAUUGGAUGCAAUGCGGGAAAGGAAAGUAGAGAGAAAUAAGGAAUUACUGCCAUAUCAUAUUGUUAAAAGUAAAUAUUUUAAAGAAGUAGAGUCAAAGUUUCUUACGUACAGUGAAAGAGAUCAAAUAAAGACGCUACAUCAGAGUGAUCCAACUGAGUGGACACCAGAAAAGUUAAGUGAGAGUUUUCCAGCUUUACCUGGAACUAUAAAAAAGGUUUUAACAUCAAAUUGGCAACCAAAAUCAGUAGAAAGAAUAAUAAAUUAUGAUAAUGCAGUUAUUGAAAAUUGGAAGAAUUUUAAAACUGGCAAGUUAACUGUGAAUCCUGCUUUGAGAGAACAUCUGAUGAAAUUCAGAAAUAGAAAGAUCAGCUUACUUGAUAGAAAAGCACUCGAAAGAUUUGUACCUUGUCCUAUAGUACUUCCAAAACCAAAAACUAAUUAUUUUUCAUCUAUUGUAAAAGAAAGUGUUGAUAAUACUCCACAAAAGAUUGAAAGAAAACUUAUCACAGAUAGAAAGAAAGUUGUAGAGGUACACAUGGAAGAAGGUAACAAGGUUGAUGAAAUGGAUCUUAAAACAAGAAGAUGCGAGGAUAGAAAGGAAGGGAAAUUAAUUUUUACUGAAUUUAUGAAAAAGAAGUUGAAUGAUCUGGAUGGGACUUCUCGAGAAGAAAAGGAAGUGCUAUUAAGUACUUAUAGGAAACACAUAGAAUCCACAAGUUCAGAAGAUAUAAAUUCUAACAUGUUGGACAAUGCCACGAAACAUGUUACAAAACAUGAAAAGAGUAAUAGCGUUACGAAAAAUACGUCGAAUGAAAAUACCUUAGUAGUUAAAAAUGAAACUCAGAACCAAGUAAUAGCAGAAACCUAUGUUGAACAUAAAGGUUUAGACACUUAUGUUAAAGAAAGAAUUUCAUUUAUGGAUACAAACUUUGAUUAUGCAAAACGUAUAAAAAUUCCUAAAAACGCAUUUAAGGAAGGUAUGACAUAUAGGAUAAAGGAUUGUUAUUACGAUGAUGAUGGAGAAUUUUUAUACAGGAUACCCGGAUUAAGGUCUUAAUUGGCUCUUAAGCUUACAAAACAUGUUGUACAUAAGUAUUUUUAAAAUUAUGUAUAUUAAGAGUAUUCUAUACUUCUGAUUUUAUAUAGAUAUAUGAACGUUCAUAAUUAUAAUGUAAUCUUUAAUUAACAAGUAUUAGAAUAAAUACACACAUGUAUA